CUUGUCCUUGGUGAAAGUUCGUUGCCCAACCGAUCGGAGAGGGGUGAUAACUCCGGAAGCAAGCUAAAGGAAGAAGAAGCGAGGAGAGAAACAUUGGCAGCCCCUAAGUAGGGAAUCUGGGUGAUACGAAGCGAGUACAUCGCCUGAAUCAUGUCACCAGCCCCCCCUGUCUUUAGCCGAUGCUACGAUCCAAGUCACGUCGGCUAGGGGAUGGCAGGUCCUUCUGGGUAUGCUCGGAGGGGUUGCGGAGCUCCCUUUGCCCCUGGUGCCAGCUCUAGGGGCGUGUCUACACGAUCACGCAAGCUAAUGACCAUCUUGAUAGCACGGCAGAAAAGACAUAAAGGGGGCCGGGAGUGGUGUCUCUUCCCAUCGUCUUUUCGUCCAUCCAAUCCACUCUUCAGCUCCAGCUCCACUCCACUCACAAUCACAGGGCCGAUCACAGUCUUUACCACUCUCCUUUUACUCUCACCACACACCACCAACUACCCUCUCAAACUUAUCAUGCAGCUCCAACUCUCCUUUCUCGCUCUCGCCGCCUUUGUCGGUGCUGCAGCCGCUACGGCUUCUUUGCCUGACACGGGGUCCGUCGCCAAGGGCGCCCCAGCUAUCCCCAGCACUGACUCUCUGCCCAAGCUGGACUCUCUUGCCAGCUUGGACAAGGUCUCUCCGCUGCUCCAGAGUCGUUCUGGUCCCGUCCAGAUUCGGGCCUCGCUCAUGCAGGGUCAGAACACCCUCUCGGAGCUCGAGAGCCAGCUGUCCAGUCUCGGCUCCAUCUCCGAGCGAUCCGCCGUGUCUGAAGCCCAAGCGGCCGUCGAGGAUGCCAUGACCGAGUACGGCUCGGCUCUCGGAGCUGGCUUGAAGCGAUCGACGGACGUAAAGACGUCCCUCAAGGCUGCAGCCAAGAAGGCCAAGGUGGCCUUUGCCAAGGCGCGAAAGGCUCUGGACUCUGCCGAUGAAGAGGCCAAGUCCAAGACUCACAAGGGCGCCAAGAAGACGGGACGAACCGAAUUGGUCAAGUACAUUGACGCUGCCGAGAAAGCCCUCGAUGACGCCGAAGAGGCCUUCAAGGCCGCCUUUGGCACCUCCUUCGACGGCACUACCGACAAGCGCGAUGGUCUGCUGCUCAACAACGUCGACGCCUUUGCCGACCAGACCAAUGCGGCCAAGGACAAUCCCACUGAUGAGACUGGCAUCGAGCUGCCUCCUCUGUCUGAGCUCCUGGGCCGAGAUGGUCUGCUGGUCAACAAUGUGGCCGUCUUGGGCCACCAAAAGAACACAAAGGGCAACUCGAACAAGAUGGAGCUCCUGGACCUGGUCAAUGCUCCCCAUGUGCCCUUGGCCGCCCGCGACGGUGUGCUUGGCAACAAUGUCAAUCUCGGUGGUAAGCAGGCCAACAGCAGAAAGGGCUCCAACUCCAAGGGCACUCUGAUCAAGUCACCCGAUCUGGCCGCCCUCCUGCCUCGCGCAGGUGCUAUCCUCAACAACAUCAACCUCCUCGGCGAGCAGACGCACCACAGAGAGAAGAGCUCGGCUGAUCAAAAGGUCAUUGGACGAGCCCUCACUGGCGCUGUCGAGGUCGCCGACAUUGAGCUGAUUGGCUCCGACGGCUCGCUGCUCUAGAUGUACGCCAGGCAAAGGCGCGCUGAAAUGGGGGCAGGCUCGAGGUGCUGGCUCUUGAGCCAUUGUUCCCUAUCGUGCUGCCCUUCCACCCAUUCUAUCUUCCCCACUCUGUCCCGCUUGUACCU
Messenger RNA from Microstroma glucosiphilum, 1745 nucleotides. RefSeq lists its product as hypothetical. The transcript has a single exon. Bases 211 to 1620 code for a protein of 469 amino acids. Lineage: Eukaryota; Fungi; Basidiomycota; Exobasidiomycetes; Microstromatales; Microstromataceae. The record is from RefSeq and is a predicted model, not a curated record.